UUGUCCAUUGGUUGUCGCCGCGUGCCAAUUGUUUUUCUCUUGGUGACCGGUGGGCUUGCCGGUUAGCAGGCUUUGGCGUUCCGCGGCGCAGAGUCCUAGCAGUGCUACAAGCUGAAGUCCGCUUCCCACAUUACUGCUCGGACAUCUCUGUCGUUAGUUAGGUCGCCGGUGAUUGUUUGCCUGAUUUUCCAGCCCGUCCGUUCUUCAAGAGCUGGCCGCUGACGAUCUCAUUCAUAGCGCGGUCAGUGCCGUAUCACAGACACUGCCCGCAGUCACUACAUAUUGCGCAAGCAAGCUCAGCAAUACUGCGUUGGCAUCAUGAGCAAAGCGGUCGGCAAGUUGCUGCCCGGCAGUACCAGCAGCAGCCGGUCCACUGGUAGCGGUGUCGGCAAUGGCAUUGGUAUCAGCAGUGCCGCGAGGAGCACGGCAGACGGCGGAGACCACGACUCGGUCUUCAGUGAAUCGUCGGAGAUCGCGACACACAAGGUGGUGACAGUGGGUGACUGUGGCGUAGGUAAGACCUCGCUCAUACUCCGCAUCACGCAGCAACCGGACCAGACCACGCGCUCCACUCUCGGCACUGAUUUCUUCACGUGGCUUGUCACCGUGGACAAUGGACGCAAGAAGAAGGAUCAAGUGAACCUGCAGAUCUGGGAUACGGCCGGAGAGGAGAAGUUCAAGGACACGUUGAGCAAUGCGUACUUCCGUAACACACGUGCCGCACUGUUUGUAUUCAGCAUGGAUGACGAGAACACACUCAUGUUCCUGGACAAGUGGAUCGAGGAUGCGCUCGUGUACAGCCCCAAGGACGUCAAGCUAUUUCUGUGCGGGAACAAGAGUGACAAGGCUGGUGAGAAUGCUGACACGUUACAGAGUCAGGCUGACUUCCUGGCCGAGCGCUACAACAUCCGCCGCGUCUUCUACACCUCCGCUCUCACAGGCGAUGGCAUAUUUGAGUUGGAGCAGGGUUUGGCCAGGGAGGUGCUAGGUAUGGACCCGCUAAUACGCGAUGGUGAUGUCAUAGAUCUGGCAGAGCAGGAGGAUGAUGAACUGGAGAAUCCGAGUAACUGUGUGUGUUAGUGACCAGGUGGUCGUAGCACCUGUUACCUACAUCCCGGUCCCGGCCAACGUGUGUGUGUGUGUGUGUGUGCGCGUGCGCGUGCUCGCAUGCGUGAGAGAGGUUUGCUGGUCAAACGUAGACCCAGUGUGUGGAUGAGUGGUCACGCGCCCAAGGACUUGACAACCACACUCCUCAGACCCACCUGUACAUUCCCAUGUGAGCAGCAGCUGCAAUGUAUCAGGUUAUCACAGUCGCACACCAGUCACUUCUGGCACUGUCUUCUGGCACAGUCAAGUAACUGGGUGCCAUCAAGCUGGGCUCAGUGGACUUGCGGAACACGCUCCCUCUCUCUCUCACCGGUACACUGAUAGGCAGCAGUGCUAAGGUCUGCAAGACUGGCCUGCCUACUUACCCCCCCCCCCCCCCCCCCCCCCCCGGGUAAUAUUCCCCGGGACCAGAAUCCCCUUGAGACAACAAUGCUGCAUAUGUUCCUAUCAGUUCUUUGACAAGGCUGUGUAGUGGAUACCUACACUGCACUGUGCUGCUACCGUAGCCCAUACCAAGCAAAUGAAAGAACAUUUAGUGGUGUGUGUGUGUGUGUGUGUGUGUGUGUGUGUGUGUGUGUGUGUGUCAGUAUGUGUGUGUGUGUGUGUGUGUGUGUGUGUGUGUGUGUGUGUGUGUGCGUGUGCGCACGUGUAUGUGUGUGUGUGUGUGUGUGUGUGUGAGCGUGUGUGUGUCCAUGUAUCUGGUGCACAUCACAAUGUGAUCUCCCGUUCCCCGGUGACUUUGGUGGUCGGCUGAUCUGUACUUCCCCCAGCCUACUGUCAGAUCUGUACUUCACCCAGCCUACUGUGAGUCUCCACUUCACCCACCAAUGAGCAAUGAAGUGGUAUUGCCAGUUGCACUUGUUCUCACUAUUCACUUCAGACCUACAGUGCUCGCAACUGAAAUCUGACCCCCUGAGCGGUGGUGGGUUCACAUUCUAGCGGUCUCUGUUUCGUAGUUGUACCAUCCCGUGUUGGGUCUUUGCGAUGUGAGCGCACCGCUCAGGGCGUCGGAUUUCAGUUGCCAGCAAUGUAGUUGCGCGUUGGCAUGGUUAUAUAAUUUAUAUUAAGAUAUUAGCAAUUUCUCCAGUUCUGGCAUUGUGGGUGCUAUUUAUUUGAAGUUCUCGCGAUUCUCUUUCUUCCACGGUGGCUGCCAAGACAAUACUGAGAGGCCGCAAUAUGUUUGUUGCUCGGCCGUUUGUGCCUCAUUGCGGCUGCACAGCCAAUGAA
Sycon ciliatum is the source of this 2334-nucleotide messenger RNA. RefSeq names its product ras-related protein Rab-13-like. NCBI's taxonomy places the organism in Eukaryota, Metazoa, Porifera, Calcarea, Leucosolenida, Sycettidae. The coding region runs from base 319 to 1080 and encodes 253 amino acids. Gene Ontology annotation, molecular function: GTP binding; GTPase activity. The transcript has 4 exons. The record is from RefSeq and is a predicted model, not a curated record.